AUGGCUGCUGGGAAAUAUCAAGAAUCCUACUCUUCACGGUUUUCUAAUUGUAAAUAUCAAGUGUUCUUGAGUUUUAGAGGUGAAGACACCCGCAAGAACUUUACCGACCACCUCUACAAGGCCCUGAUUCAUGCAGGGUUUCACACAUUUAGAGAUGAUGAUGAAAUUCGGAGAGGAAAGAAUAUAAGGCUGGAGCUCCAGAAGGCAAUAAAACAAUCAAAAAUAGCGAUAAUCGUGUUCUCCAAAAACUAUGCUUGGUCGAAAUGGUGCCUCGAUGAACUCGUAAAGAUCAUGGAACGUAAGAGGAAUGCUGAAUGCAUAGUUUUCCCAGUAUUCUAUCAUGUGGAUCCAUCUGAAGUCAGAAAUCAAACUGGGAGCUUUGCUGCAGCAUUUGUGGAACAUGAAAAGCACUACAAGGAGAAGAUGGAGCGGGUGAAUGGGUGGAGGAUUGCUUUGAAGGAAGUUGCAAAUUUAGCUGGAAUGGAUUUAGGAGAUGGGUACGAGGCACCGUUUGUCCAAUCUAUUGUGGAGAAUGUCUCAAAGAAUUUGGAUCCAAAAAUAUUUUAUGUCCCCCUUCAUUUCAUUGGAAGAGAUGCUCGAGUACAAGAUAUCAACUCAUUGUUGCAAGAUGGAUCCCAUGGUGCUGCCAUUGCUUUACUCUAUGGAAUUGGUGGAGUUGGAAAGACAGCCAUAGCUAAGAGUGUUUUUAACCAGAACUAUUAUAAAUUUGAAGGAAAGAGCUUUCUAUCAAAUUUUAGGUCAAAGGAUAUAGUUUGCCUACAGAGGCAACUUCUUUUCGACAUCCUAAACAAGACUGUCGAGAUAAAUGAUGAAGAUGAAGGAAUUCUGAAGAUUAAGGAUGCAUUAUGUUGCAGAAGAACUCUUAUUAUUCUAGAUGAUGUGGACAAAAGGGACCAAUUCAAUAAAAUCAUUGUCAUGCAAAAUUUGCUUUGUAAAGGAAGUAAAAUCAUUGUAACAACCAGAAAUAAGGGUCUGUUUUCAGCUAAUGAUAUUCAGUGGAUCCGGUACAAAGUUGAACUGCUAGAUGAUGAAAAAUCACUUGAGCUUUUUGUUGGAAAUUUGGCAGAAAUAGAGAACAGAAAUUGAAGGGUUUAGGCUGCACACUCUCUAAUUUGGUAGAAUACAAUACAUAUGAAAAUGGUACUCUCACUCCUUUUUCAUUAUGAGAUUCAUACAAUAUAUAGACAUUAAUAGUUGCGACUCUUCAAUACUAAUAGUUGUAACUCUUCAAUACUAAUAAUUGUGAUCUUCAAUACUAAUAGAUGCAACUCUUCAAUACUAAUAA
This is a messenger RNA of Populus trichocarpa (black cottonwood), 1306 nucleotides long. RefSeq names its product TMV resistance protein N-like. Gene Ontology annotation, biological process: signal transduction; defense response. Gene Ontology annotation, molecular function: ADP binding. The coding region runs from base 1 to 1107 and encodes 368 amino acids. The transcript has 2 exons. NCBI's taxonomy places the organism in Eukaryota, Viridiplantae, Streptophyta, Magnoliopsida, Malpighiales, Salicaceae. The record is from RefSeq and is a predicted model, not a curated record.